Tilletiopsis washingtonensis is the source of this 1769-nucleotide messenger RNA. RefSeq lists its product as hypothetical. Bases 27 to 1760 code for a protein of 577 amino acids. The transcript is spliced from 4 exons. The record is from RefSeq and is a predicted model, not a curated record. Gene Ontology annotation, cellular component: mitochondrion. Gene Ontology annotation, biological process: mitochondrial tRNA threonylcarbamoyladenosine modification. Lineage: Eukaryota; Fungi; Basidiomycota; Exobasidiomycetes; Entylomatales.
CUCCACCUUUUCCCUCCCUCGUCGCCAUGUCUCUGCUCGGCAGCGGCAGCACCAGCAGUGCAUUCCUGCGGCAGCUGUACCGCCAGCCGCCGCGCGUGGCGCACUGCUUCUCGCACAGCUCUCGCGCUGCGCUCAACGCACGCGGCGAGCGCCUCGUGCUGGGCAUCGAGACGAGCUGCGACGACUCGUGCGUGUCGCUGGUGCGCGCGCCGCUCGACUAUGGCGCCAGCCUGGCACAGGGGAAAGCGCUGCCUGAGGGCGGCGAAGCACACGUCGUCGCCUCCGUCGUGCUGCGCCAGGACCACGGCGCCACGGGCGGCAUCGAGCCGCUGCAGGCGGCACACGAGCAUGCCGCACGCCUGCCGUCGGCGCUGCUCCAGGCGCUCGAGCAGGCUCGCUACACGGGCGACCUGUCUAGUGGCGCCUCGCAGGUGCCGAGCGAGAUCGACGCGAUUGCCGUGACGCAGGGGCCAGGCAUGUCCGGCUGUCUCUCUAGCGGCCUGGCGAUGGCAAAGACGCUCUCGGCGCUCUGGAAGCGCCCGCUGCUCUACGUGCACCACAUGGCCGCACACGCCCUCACGCCCUUUCUCACCUCGCCGAGCUUGCGCUUUCCAUAUCUCUCGCUCCUCCUCUCCGGCGGGCAUUCGCAGCUCGUGCUGGUGCUCGGGCUCGACGACUACGAGAUCCUCGCCGACGCCACAGACGGCGCCAUCGGCAAUGCAUUCGACAAGGUCGCACGCAAUCUCGACGCCAUCGACGAGUGGGGCACCAAGCCUCCCGGACUGCAGCUCGAGGAGCUGGCGGCGCAGGGCAUUGCGCACGAGCACUGGGCGCAGGUGCAGCGCGCCCGGCGAGGCCUGCCGCUGGAUCCGAGUGUCCCAACACCCAAGCAGGUCGCGGCACAGCGGCUGCGCGAAAGGAAAACGGAAGGCAGGGAAGAAAUGCUCCAGCAGAGAGAGACGGGUGUGAAGGAGGACGAGACCGGACAGGAGAAGAAUGAGCCAAAGGAGAAGGGCGCAAUGGAGGGUCCGAAGGAGCAGGAGGACGUUGAGCUGCCGCCGCCGAUCCCGCCGCUCAUGCGCGGCCUGCCGAUUCCUUUCCGCGGCGUGCCGGCCUUCUCCUUCGGCGGUCUGAAGGAAGCUGCCUGCGCCGAGAUCCGCAAUGCGCAAGCCCAGGGACACUACGACGUCCGCUGGCGCUGUCGCAUGGCGCGCGAGUUCCAAAAGGCCGCCUUCGCCCAGCUGUGCGACAAGCUGCACAUGGCGCUCGAGCCCGAGACGGUACGCAGUCGCACUGUGCCGCCAUUUGCGCGCCGCGAGCCCGAGACGAACAAGAGUGCGCCGAGGGUCCGGAUCUCGGAUCGCCGCUUGGAUCUCGGCAUGCCGAGAGAGAACAUCAAGCACCUCGUCGUGGCGGGAGGCGUGGCGAGCAACAGGUCACUGCGCUAUGUGCUGCGAGACGCCCUGGACUCGAUGAAGCGCAAAGACGUGCACCUCUGCUUUCCUCCCAUUCAGUUCUGCACCGACAACGCCGCCAUGAUCGCGCAUGCCGGGCUGCUGCAGUGGAGCCAGCGCACGACCGACAUGCGCCGCUUCCCGCGCGCCAAGUGGAGUCUGGCGGACCUGCGUGUGCAGGAGCACGAGGCGGCGCAGGCCGAGGCAAAGGCGCAGGAGGCACAAAUGGAGCAGCGAGUCGAGGGAAGAGCGGCGCGGGCGCUCAGGAAUCUGGACCUCGGCCCGGGACUGGCAGGCGCAAUGUGAUGCCUUGCG